Hypomesus transpacificus is the source of this 3630-nucleotide messenger RNA. It is a transcript of the gene ttk, whose product is annotated as ttk protein kinase. Gene Ontology annotation, molecular function: ATP binding; protein serine/threonine/tyrosine kinase activity; protein binding. NCBI's taxonomy places the organism in Eukaryota, Metazoa, Chordata, Actinopteri, Osmeriformes, Osmeridae. Gene Ontology annotation, cellular component: kinetochore; nucleus; spindle. The coding region runs from base 182 to 3136 and encodes 984 amino acids. The transcript is spliced from 25 exons. The record is from RefSeq and is a predicted model, not a curated record. Gene Ontology annotation, biological process: meiotic spindle assembly checkpoint signaling; peptidyl-serine phosphorylation; mitotic spindle assembly checkpoint signaling.
GCACCAUACAUGGAAGUGGCGAUUUGAAAGUAUGAAAAACAGCCACCAGUCAGGAUUUUUUUUGUCCUUCUGGCUACGGGAUUACAAAUAUUUAUACAUAAACAAACUGACCUCCAAUUAAAAUACUAACAUAUCGGGAGCCGUUAAAAAUAUUCCAAAUAACAGGGACGUCUGAUCGGCAAUGGAGGAAGAAGAACACACAGACCGAAAGCAGCAGCUUGCCAUGCUCUGCCAAAAGCUCAACAAAUUAAAACAACAUCUAAACGAAGAUGACACAGAUAAUAUUAAUAAGAUAAUUGGAUCAAACUCUCCUGAAAAGUGCCUUUCCUAUUUGGUGUUCUUGGAGAAGAAGGGAGACCCUCGUCUUAUGGACGUCUACACACGAGUAUUCUCCAAUAUGCCCCUGGCAAAGCAUUGCCAGAAUGAGAGCUAUGCUCGAAUGUUGGUUCGAUUUGCAGAGCUCAAAGCGCUCCAGGAUGUCAACGAAGCAGAGGCAAACUUCAACUUGGCCAGAUCCAACUGCCAUGAUUUUGCAUUUGUCCACAUUGCACAUGCUCAGUUUGAACGUUCUCAAGGAGACACAAAGAAAAGUACUUACAUUCUUCAGAGGGCAAUAGAACUUGGGGCCAAACCCACAGAGUCGCUUCAUGCAGCAUUACUUAACCUGCAGUCAGGCAGAGCACAGCAAGAGUCUUCUGAAGACAAGGAAAACAUUACCGCAGUGGCUUAUAAGAAUGCGUAUGAUUUGGGCAAAAAGAGCUCGGAAUUCCGCAUAGCUUCCAGGAACUCGGACGGGACGGGUGACUUGCCUCUCUCAAGUGCCUUCUGUUCAGGACCGGACCAGCGGAGUGGAUCCUUGGAGCACCAGGCUUCCGUAUGGAGGUCGGGGUCUCUGCGAAAAGGAUUCGUUGGCAUGCCAGGAAGAGUGCCCAUAGUGCCCAUCCCAGAGACGAAGGAUGAUGUGGCUGGAGGUUCUCAGGAGAGGCCAGUGAAAAGGGCUGAUGCUUCCUUCUCCAGCAGUGUGUCCAGGCAAACAUCUGGGUCGUCUGUGUUUACCUUAUCAUCAGCCAAGACUGCUGUAGAGGGGGACUUCCUCAAUCUAAAGCCGCCCACCACCAGCCCUGCGCCCCGCCCCUGGGAGGAGCUAGCCAUGGUGGACUCCACCACGAAUCUCCUGCGCAGGAAAGACUCCUCCAGGCUGGAAGACACCACGUACAACCUGACCCAGGCCCUGAGCUCCAACUCUCCAGAGAGCUGCAGGUGCUACCUGCUGAGCCUGGAGCGGAAAGGGGACCCCCGCACGGACCCUGACCUGCUGGCCAGGCUCCGGGACUGCUACUCCAAGGUGUUCUCCAGUCUGGCGCUGGGCAAGCACAGCCGCAACGAGAGCUACGCACGGAUGCUCGUGCGCUUCGCCGAGCUCAAAGGUAUCGACGACCCUGAUGACGCCAGGGACAACUUCACUUUGGCCAGAUCCAUCAGCAAGAGCUUUGCCUUCGUCCACAUCGCACACGCCCAGUUCGAGCUCGCACAAGGCAACGGGCACAAAGCGACGUCCAUCUUGCUGAAGGCCCAGAGUCUGGCCACGCCGGCGGAGCACCUGGAGACAGCCAUGAAGAACCUGAAGGCUGGGAAGAGCCAGCUGCUGCCCUCCGACGACACGGACAGACCCCCAGAGCCUCAGUCCCAAGGCGUGCUGGUUUCGUCGAGCUGUGCGGCAGAGAGGGAGCAGGAGGCUCCGUUCAUGGUGUCCCAGGUCCAGCACAAAAACCCGGCCAGGGAGCCGGGGUGGAAGAUGCCCAUGCGCGUCACCUCGCUGGUCUCCCCAGAGGAGAGGCACACCCCUCCCGAUCCCAGGCUCACCCCUCGCCUGGUGGACUCCCUGCCCACCCCUUCCCUGCCCCUCCCCUCCAGGCUCCAUCCUCCUGCGGUCUGUCAAACGCCCAACUACAAAGACCCUGCGGCAAACAGCUUUUACACUCCUAUUGUGAAGAGGAACCAACCCGUCCUGGCUCCUUCCUCGACGACACACCGAGCAGGCCCCGCCCAGCCGCCCGGCACCCCCCUCAACCAGGUGUCCUAUACCCAGCAGACCCCUAAGGGUUCCUUCACGCCCCUGUCCAACGAAUCCAUCACCAUCAAAGGGCGCCAGUUCUUCAUCCUCAAGAUGAUUGGCCGCGGCGGGUCCAGCAAGGUGUACCAGGUCCUGGACCACAAGAAGCAGCUGUUUGCGGUGAAGUACGUGAACCUGGAGGAGGCCGACGCCCAGACGGUGGAGAGCUACAAGAACGAGAUUGAGCACCUCAACCACCUGCAGCAGUACAGCGACCAGAUCAUCAAGCUGUACGACUAUGAGAUCACCAACAGCUACAUCUACAUGCUGAUGGAGUGUGGGAACCUUGACCUGAACACCUGGCUGAGGAACCGGAAGACUGUCAACUCCCUGGAGCGGAAGUUCUACUGGAAGAACAUGCUGGAAGCCGUCCACACCAUCCACAAACACGGGAUCAUCCACAGUGACCUGAAGCCUGCCAACUUUGUGAUUGUCAACGCCUCGCUGAAGCUGAUCGACUUUGGCAUCGCUAACAGCAUCCAGCCUGACGUCACCAGCAUCAUGAAGGACUCACAGGUGGGAACAUUAAACUACAUGCCUCCUGAAGCCAUCAAAGACACGGGAAAAGGCAGCUCUAAGAUCAGCACCAAAGGAGAUGUGUGGUCACUGGGCUGUAUCCUCUACUGUAUGACAUACGGAAAGACGCCUUUCCAGAGCAUCACCAACCAGUUCACCAAGCUGCACGCCAUCAUCGACCCCUCCCACCACAUCGAGUUCCCUGACAUUGCCGAGAAGGACCUGCUGGACGUGCUGAAGAGGUGCCUGGUCAGGAACCCCAAAGAGAGGAUCUCUAUCUCAGAGCUUCUGGAACAUUCUUACCUGCAGAUUCAGCCAUCAUCUGAGCCUGCUGCCCCAUCCGAUAACCAUGACCUGAGGAAGAUCCUUAAUGACCUCGCUGCUCUCCAGUCUCCCAGCAGCAUCGUCAGGGCCGCCAGCAACCUGGCGAAAAUGUGCAACAGUGGCAGGAGGCUGGAUGUAGCAGACUGUGUGAGGUCAUCCAGCCAACCCUCCUGGAAGAUGUGAAGAUGGUGUGGAUGAUAUUAGCCUGACUUAGCUUAUACCUGCGAGAGUCUGGCAUGUGGGCUGGCCUGCUGUGCAACAAAGUACUGAACUGUAGGGGACACUCCCCUGGCUCUGAGUCUUCCUCCCAACCCUCAGCCAGGGGAGCUCAGCCCAGGCUCCAGCCCUACCCUCAGGCCCGUCUCCUGGCUCUCCUCUUAUUUUAGCCUCACCGUGCCCUCUGCGCCCAGCUGUACAUACUGUCACUGAUCUUUUGUUGAUCUGUUUUCUAUGGUAUGCCACAUGGUUUUGAAGCUCAGGUCUUCUUACUUGCAUCUCAAACGAGAAGAAGAAUACGUUUUGCAACCACUUUUCUGCAGUGUAUGUCCCAUUUUUAGACAUUAUUAACAACCACAGCCAUCUUUGUUUUAAUUCAUAUCGUUUGGUAUUUAGACGUUUAUAUAUUUUUUUGUACUAUAGGUCCUAUGUUAAAUGCAAGAACUUACAGACUCGGCAAA